Molecule: messenger RNA, 867 nt
Organism: Macroventuria anomochaeta
Lineage: Eukaryota; Fungi; Ascomycota; Dothideomycetes; Pleosporales; Didymellaceae
Product: GroES-like protein
Exons: 6
Coding region: 1-867 (288 amino acids)
Source: RefSeq, a predicted model, not a curated record
AUGUCGUCAGUACCUAAGACCAUGAAGGCUGCGCGCCUCACCAGACAUACAGUCCCAGUUCCGGAAUAUGGCGACAAUGACCUCUUGUUGAAGGUCGGCGCAGCAGGCUUCUGCCACACUGACUACCAGGUCUACGAAGGCGUCUACCAGUCAAAGCUCCCUCUGACACCAUCACACGAGCCUAAAGUCGGUCAGCGUGUCGGCAUGCUUAACCUCAAACAUGCAUGCAACAGCUGCGGGGGCUGCAGGAACUAUCGCGAAGGCGAUCCGCCUAACAUGAGGUUUUGCGAGAAUAAGGAAAUGGCGGGAGUUCAGCACGAUGGAGGGUUUGCUGAGUAUGUCGUGGCGGAUGCUGGUAGUUCGAGUCUUCUCCCUGAUGGGUUGUCCUCUGAGCAGGCUGCCCCGAUGAUGUGCGCCGGCGUAAUUGGAGUUAUCGAAAAAGAUCUACCUGUUGCUGUUAUCGGAGUCGGCGGCCUGGGACAGCGGCCAUCCAAGGGUCGAGACCUUGCCCAGGAAGUCGGACCUGAAAACCUCAGGGCUGACAAGGUCAUCAACUACAACAACAAGGAUGCUACUGAGCAGGUCAUCAAGUUCGGUGGCGACGCCGGCGGUGUUGCAGGCGUGUGCGUCCCGCUUGGUCUGCCGCCUGAUGGGUUCAAGUUCGGCGCCAUCGAUUUGGUGUUCAAGGAGCGGGUCAUCCGUGGCAGCUUGGUGGCUACGAAGCCUCUGACUGAUGAGAUGUUCAAGCUUGUUGAUAAGCACGGUGUUCGAUCGCAUCUCACUACCAUCGGCUUCAAGGAUGUACCAAAGUUGCCGGAGGUGUAUAUGAACGAGCAUCUGAAGUGUCGAUUAGUGCUGAAGAUGUAA